Molecule: messenger RNA, 1974 nt
Organism: Ictalurus punctatus (channel catfish)
Lineage: Eukaryota; Metazoa; Chordata; Actinopteri; Siluriformes; Ictaluridae
Gene: sesn2
Product: sestrin 2
Exons: 10
Coding region: 144-1457 (437 amino acids)
Biological process (GO): regulation of response to reactive oxygen species; negative regulation of TORC1 signaling; positive regulation of macroautophagy
Cellular component (GO): nucleus
Molecular function (GO): oxidoreductase activity, acting on peroxide as acceptor; L-leucine binding
Source: RefSeq, a predicted model, not a curated record
ACGCCCCCUUCUGUGUCUACUUCCUGUUUUCCGGAAUGAGUGUAUGCUGAAUAUAGUCUACUUGCAGCGAGCAGCUUCUAGAAACAUCGAAACGCACAGGACUCUUUUAUUUAUCUCGUAAUUUCAGCACAUGAUCUCGUCUGAUGAAGGAGGAGGGUGUUUUAGAGGUCCUUCAGCCAUUGUCCUCUGGGCCCAGUGCCUUCAUUCCAGCUGAAGUGGUUCUGUCUGAGACAGCGGGGCAGGCAGUACUGACAGACACUCUGUCAGUUAGUCAUGCUGAUCAUGUCACUACAGUAAUGGGGAUGCAUCCCACCUACCUGAACUGCUUCUUGCGCACCCAGAAUGCUUUGCUGCAGCCAGAUGGUCCCUUGCCGCUAUCAUGGAGACACUAUAUUAUCAUAAUGGCGUCUGCUCGGCAUCGGUGUUCCUACCUGGUGCGGCUGCAUAGCUCUGCAUUUCUACUGUCCGGUGGCGAUGAGUCCUGGCUCAGAGGUAUUCACUGUGCUCCCCUUAAAGUCCAGCGCCUGCAGACACUCAACAAACUUCUAGCACAUCGGCCAUGGCUCAUCACUCAGGCACACAUACAGGAGCUUGUGUGUCCAGGAGCAGAGCCUCGCUGGUCAUUAGCGGAGCUGAUUCAAGCCGUGGUCCUCAUGAGUCACGCCCACUCUCUAGCCUCCUUUAUCUGGGGCUGUGGCAUUCACCCAGAGCCAGACUGUGCAGCUGAACAGACGUCUCCUCCAGCCACUCCCCAGGAUGGCCGCACCCAUCGACAUGAGUGGACUGAGGCUGUAAAUGAAGUGCAGCUGUUGAUGGAGAAGAUGAUGAUGGUUCAGCAGCAAGAAGAGGAGUUCACUCCAGAGGAGAUGGUUACUCGCUUUGAGAGAGAGAGGACUGAAAGUUUACUGGAACCAGCUGAAGUGGGCCGCUCUGUCCUCCCGGAUUCUGUCUCACGGUUCAUCCGGGAUCCAGAUUUCAUUUAUCAGGACUUCAGUCCAAAAGGAGAGCAGGCACCACCUACCAUGAGAGCUCAGGACUACUCUUGGGAGGACCAUGGCUUCUCUCUCAUGAACAGGCUUUAUUGCGAGAUGGCUCAGUUGCUGGACGAGAAGUUCCAGGUGGUAUAUGCGCUGACAUAUCACACCAUGGCCAUGCACACAGAUGUGGACACCUCUACCCUCCGGAAAGCUCUCUGGAACUAUAUACACUGCAUAUAUGGCAUCAGGUAUGAUGAUUACGACUACGGUGAGGUCAACCAGCUGUUGGAACGUAAUAUGAAGGUGUAUGUCAAGACUGUUUCCUGUCAUCCGGAGAAGACGACACUUAGAAUGUAUUCCACUUUCUGGAGACAGUUCCGUCAUUCAGAAAAGGUUCACGUGAACCUGCUGUUGAUGGAGGCGAGACUGCAGGCAGCUUUGCUUUAUGCACUCAGAGCCAUCACCCGCUACAUGACCUAGCACACAUAAUGCACAAUGUCUGUAACAUGAUGUACAAAAAGGCACUAGUGCAAUACUCCAUUUAUUCUCACGCACUCCAUCAAAAACUGUGAUGUUAGAAAAUAUUAGGCACUACUACGAGCUCAGAUUUAGUCUCUUUCACUUUGCACACAUUGCGAACUUUAUAGUUUCCUUGGUUUUUGUUCUGCGCUGGACGUUCUGUUGCUGCUUGUUCACCAAUGGGAUUGGGAAGCAGUGCUGAUGUCAUGUGUAAAUCUUUUCCCAGUGACCUCUCUUAUCAAACUGUGAAUGUGUGUAACUUUUCUAGUGCAGUAUUCUCUCCUCUCGGUGUUUGCACGUGUCCCUGAGGCACUUGGCAAACUAUCUCCAUUCUGCCUGUCUCUCUUUAAUGGUACUUGAUUGCUGGACUCCAGCUAGCCUGAUUGUGGGAAGAAAAAAAAGCACAUUUUGUUUAUUCUUGGUGGAACAUCUGAAAUUGAAGGGAUGUUUGUGUUCAAUAAAAUAUUUUUUUACUGUU